GUAAAGUGAAGCGCACAAGCAAAGUAUUACUUUAGCGAAUAGAUAAAGAGGAAAUAAAUAUAGUUUAGCACAUAGGAAUAGGAAUAGGAGGAAGAGAGGAGAGAGAGAGGGGGAGAGAAUCUUGGUUGGUUUGCAAAAUCAAACAACGAAAAUGGCGUGUUCUUCUCUCUCCGUCUCUGUGCAAUUCAAAGCGAUUCUCCUCUUCGUGUGUAGUAUACAUUUAGUGGUUUCAGUUUCAGCUUCUGCGAUCGAGCAGACGCAGACGCAGACGCAGAGAGAGUUCGAUUAUUUUGCUUUGGCGCUGCAAUGGCCAGGCACCUACUGUCAGCGUACACGCUAUUGCUGUUCCUCCAACGCCUGUUGCCGCCGCCCCAACGCUCCCACUGAAUUCACAAUCCAUGGACUUUGGCCUGACUACAAUGAUGGAUCCUGGCCUGCCUGUUGCACCAGAUCCAAUUUCGACGAAAAACUGAUUUCGACAUUGCAUGAUGAUCUGGAGAAGUAUUGGCCUUCUUUAAGUUGUGGUUCACCAUCAACCUGCCAUGGUGGAAAAGGAUCAUUCUGGGCACAUGAGUGGGAGAAGCAUGGGACGUGUUCCUUUCCAGUAAUCCGAGAUGAAUACAACUACUUUUUAACAGGCCUCAGUGUCUAUUUCAAACAUAAUGUCACACAAAUUCUGGAAAAUGCUGGAUACGUUCCGUCUAAUACUGAAAAGUAUCCUCUUGGUGGCAUUGUUUCUGCCAUUGAGAAUGCUUUCCGUGCGACUCCAUUGCUGGUGUGCUCAAAAGGCUCUGUGGAGGAACUUCAUUUAUGCUUCUAUAAGGACUUCAAGCCUCGGGACUGUGUGGUUGGAUCGAGAAGUCUAAAUGACAUGGUCUCUUCAAAAAGAUCUUGUCCCCUUUAUGUCAGCUUGCCAGCAUAUGUUUCAUUGGGGCUUGACGGUGUGAAAACCACCCUUUCACUGGAUGCCUGAUAUGGUUCUGAAAGGUCUUGGCAGUAAGUAUGUGUUGUGAGGUGCUCUAGUUUAAUCUUUACCUGAUCAUGAGCUGUAAACAUCAGUGUAUUUGUAUGCUAUACUAUAUGUUCCAAAAAGAACACUGUAAUUUACUAAUGAGAUAUCUGUAAUUUAUUGUUUAAUACAUGACCGGAGAAGUCCUCCAAUUACUGUGCAAA
Messenger RNA from Quercus robur (English oak), 1173 nucleotides. Its product is annotated as ribonuclease 2. Gene Ontology annotation, biological process: RNA catabolic process. NCBI's taxonomy places the organism in Eukaryota, Viridiplantae, Streptophyta, Magnoliopsida, Fagales, Fagaceae. The transcript has 9 exons. Gene Ontology annotation, cellular component: extracellular region. Bases 152 to 973 code for a protein of 273 amino acids. Gene Ontology annotation, molecular function: RNA binding; ribonuclease T2 activity. The record is from RefSeq and is a predicted model, not a curated record.